AUGAAGGAUUGGGUGAACACGAUGCGUGAAGGCGACUCUCCCACGUUCUCUGGCCGUGCUGGUCUGAAAUACUUGGCGUCUCCGAAUUUCGUUCCGUUGACGUCACGAGUAAUUUUCCACGUUGACUUGGACUGCUUCUUCGUCUCCGUUGCCUUGAGAGACCGCCCGGACUUGAUUGGCAAGCCAGUGGCGAUCACUCAUAGCAAGGGUGUUUCUGCUGGCUUUUCGGAAUUGGCUUCCGUAAGUUACGCUGCCCGUGAUUGUGGACUUCAAAAUGGGAUGAUAGUUCGAGAUGCAAUAAAGCUGUGCCCAAACCUGGUCUGCUUACCAUACCUCUUCGACGACUAUCGUGCUAUAUCCAAGGCUAUCUACACAAUAGUUGCUCGGUACACGCUUGAAAUCAGAGCCGUCUCCUGUGAUGAAAUGUAUGUUGACUGCACAAAGUUGUUCGAUGAA
This is a messenger RNA of Ostertagia ostertagi, 456 nucleotides long. The record is from the annotation of a GenBank genome assembly. Lineage: Eukaryota; Metazoa; Nematoda; Chromadorea; Rhabditida; Trichostrongylidae.